AUGUCGACGGGUAAACGUUUGGCCAAGCGUUCCAUCUUAGGAACGCGCGUGUGCGCCCCAAACGAUCAGGGCUUGUUUGUGCCGGGCGUGAUCCAGGCUAGUCGGACGGACGACCACAGGAAUCUGUACAAUGUGUGUUUGGACGACGGCAAGACGAUACGCGAGUACGGUCCGGCCGAUCUGGUGGGUCCGGGUUUCCGGACUGUGUCGGACGUGAUCCUUCAGCGGGGCCAGAGGGUGUUCGUCACCCACAACGGCCGAGAAGUCCGGGGCGUCGUGUCCGACCACCGGCCGGACACGGACGAGGUGGAGCUGAGCCUGCCCAGUGCCGGACUGGUGUUGCGGAAGCGGCUGGAGGAGAUCCGGCUCAUAGAGAGCAGGAAGUCUGCCCGACUGCAGGACAGCGACACGGACUAUUCUAGACUGGCCGACGGACAGCCCGAGCCCAGGCGAAGGGCCUCAUCUCUCAGCAUUGACGUGCCGUACGGAUUAAGUGGGCGUAAGCGGAGGUCUUCAGCGGAUGAUGGUGUAAUGGACGACUGCAUGGCCGCCAUGGUGCUUAUGAGCUUGUCCUGUAGCCCCAAGUCUCCUUGUCUACCAUCCGCCCACGGUUGGUCUCCUCCGAUGCAGUUGGCCGCUAGUAGCAGCUCUGGAGCAUCCAGUUGGUGUUCGGGGGGAGGAGGCAGCACAAGGGCCACUCCCAGUCCCCCAAUGGACCCCCUCCACGGACAGACGGACGAAGGUAUUGAUUCGGAUGCCUCUUCAUCCCUGGCCGCAGAUGAUGCCGCAUUUCCAGCACCCCCUAAGAGAAAGAGUCCACCUCGUACUCGCAUGCUAGUAUUCCAGUGCACUUGGCCUGGAUGCGGAUUGCAGUACCAAGACUGUGAACAAGUAGAACGGCACGUCCGCACUCAGCAUCUCAAGCGCAGCGUGGACGAGUCCAGUAGCAGCCCCGACUCCGAAGGGGACGGAGAAGGGAUAGCCAGUGACCACGAGGAGGAGUUCUAUUAUACAGAGAUGGAGGUGGAGGAGAGCGAUAAUUCCAUUCAGCACUUCUUCCAAUGGCCAGGAACCUCCAUUUACUCGUCUUCGGUGCCCACCCUCAGCCACCUAGACAUGGCGAGGCCAGCCCACGAAGAUCCCGAGUACCGAAAGCAACAUGCGGCUGCAACGCAGGUACUAAGCCCUCCAUUGAUGCAAGCCUCUCCCAUAUCAAUUCCUCAACUGCAGAAACCGGCCGCUUGGCAUCUACACGGAUACGCCGCCAGUGCACCCUCCAAUAUGGGCUCUCCGCAGAAGUGCAUGCGCCUGAGCGUGAAGCCGACCUCUUCGCCCAGCAAGGGCUCUUCGCCGCUGCACCGCCGCACCCGCUCCGAGAGCCGCAAGUGCCGCAAAGUGUACGGCAUGGACAACCGGGACAUGUGGUGCACGCAGUGCAAGUGGAAGAAGGCCUGCACCCGAUUCGUCGACUGA
Molecule: messenger RNA, 1473 nt
Organism: Uloborus diversus
Lineage: Eukaryota; Metazoa; Arthropoda; Arachnida; Araneae; Uloboridae
Gene: Glut4EF
Product: zinc finger protein 395-like
Biological process (GO): regulation of transcription by RNA polymerase II
Cellular component (GO): nucleus
Molecular function (GO): RNA polymerase II cis-regulatory region sequence-specific DNA binding; DNA-binding transcription factor activity
Source: RefSeq, a predicted model, not a curated record